This is a messenger RNA of Otolemur garnettii (small-eared galago), 754 nucleotides long. RefSeq names its product PDZ domain-containing protein GIPC2. NCBI's taxonomy places the organism in Eukaryota, Metazoa, Chordata, Mammalia, Primates, Galagidae. The transcript has 5 exons. Gene Ontology annotation, molecular function: protein binding. Bases 49 to 729 code for a protein of 226 amino acids. The record is from RefSeq and is a predicted model, not a curated record.
UUUUCUUUGCAGAUCUUAUAUUGUACUUCAAACACACCUAAAGUUGACAUGGAAAGACUGAUAGGAGGACAAAUAGGACUGAAUGAUUUCAUCUUUGCCCACGUGAGAGGACCCAGAAAAGAAGUGGUCGUGUGUAAAUCCAAAGAUACACUUGGUAUCACCAUUACAGAUAAUGGUGCUGGCUAUGCUUUUAUAAAGAGAAUUAGAGAUGGUGGCGUUAUCGACUCAGUCCAAACCAUUUGUGUGGGGGAUCAUAUUGAAUCUAUAAAUGGAGAAAGUGUUGUUGGCUGGCGUCACUAUGCUGUUGCUCAGAAGUUAAAGGAAUUGAAAAAAGGGGAACAGUUUACCAUGACGUUAAUAGAACCUAAGAAGGCAUUUGAAAUAGAGUCGAGGUCAAAAGCUGGAAAGUCAUUAGCAGAAAAGUUGCCAGAAGGAGGAAAAGUUACUAGAAGAGAAACUCUUCGCCUGAGGUCAAAAGGACCUGCAAACGUAGAAGAAAUGCCUUCUGGAGCCAAAGCAAAGGCAAUUGAAAAGAUCGAUGACGUUCUUGAAUCGUACAUGGGAAUUCGAGAUGCUGACUUAGCUACUGAAAUGUUUGAAGCUGGAAAGGACAAAAGUACUUCAGAAGAACUUGGCACAGAACUCAACAAAAUUCUUGGAGACUCUGUAUUCCCAGAAGAUGUUGUCAUUUAUGUUUGGAAAGUCAUUGGUGAUGCCAGACAAGGAUGACUAUGGUGACCCCCCUCUGAAGAAA